Cladocopium goreaui is the source of this 984-nucleotide messenger RNA. The record is from the annotation of a GenBank genome assembly. Lineage: Eukaryota; Dinophyceae; Suessiales; Symbiodiniaceae.
GUGGUCUACAUGGGUGAGAUCGACACGGAACGUCAGAAGUUGAACUGCUUCAGAAUGCGCGAGCUGGGUGCCACCGUGGUCCCCGUGAAGAGCGGCAGCCGCACGCUGAAGGAUGCUGUCAACGAGGCGUUGCGCGACUGGGUGACGAACAUCCGCACCACACACUACAUCAUCGGCAGUGCGGUGGGACCCCACCCCUUCCCGGACAUCGUUCGAGAUCUGCAGAGCGUCAUCGGCAACGAAGCGCGAGCACAGAUGUUGAACCAGACCAGUGGUGAGUUCGGGCAUCCCACCUUCACCAAUGGUCCAGGACGAUUGCCGGAUCUCGUGGUGGCGUGCGUGGGUGGCGGCUCCAAUGCCAUCGGCAUGUUCAACGCCUUCUUGGAAGACAAGGAGGUGCGAAUCAUCGGUGUGGAGGCUGGAGGUGAACAUGGCCCCUGGCUGCCAGAUGGCUCCGAUACGGACAAGCACUCGGCUACCUUGACCAAGGGGACCGUAGGCGUGUUGCAUGGCUCUCGGACCUACCUCUUGCAGUCCCCAGACGGUCAGAUCAAGGAGACGCACUCCAUCUCCGCGGGCCUGGACUACCCGGGCGUCGGCCCGCAGCACGCCUCGCUGAAAGCCUGCGGUCGCGUGGAGUACGUCUUCGCCACGGACCAGCAAGCCUUAGAUGCCAUGAGAACCGUCUCCAGGAAAGAAGGCAUCGUGCCAGCCCUGGAGCCGAGUCACGCGUUGCAUCAGACCAUGGAGUUCGCCAAGUCCCUGCCGAAGGACAAGAUCGUGCUGGUGAAUCUCUGCGGUCGAGGCGACAAGGACAUGCUGCACGUGGCGAAGGCACGGGGCGUCGUCAUUGACACCGAUGUAAAGCUCAAUAAGACUGACUUCGCACAGCAGUGAUGGUGGAACCUCGCGUGACGCACGUAGAUCUGCUGGGUGGAGAACGUGGUGAUCAGACCUCUGGGUGUUUUAAGGGAUAUGUUCUUG